AUGCCGACUAUGUAUGUGUACGAAUACGGUUCUGUAAUGAUGCCGAAAUCGUUUUUAAUGAACACAAUCAUGUCAGCUCAUUUGGGAUUGUGUUUGUUUAUAACUCUUUAUGCACAGAGCUUGGCCCUUCUCGAGUAUCACUUUUUCUAUCGAUAUCUCGCGAUAUGCAAGACUCUGAUUCUUUGUAUAUCUUUCAAUCAUGCAAGUACAUCACACUCACAGGCUUUGGUGGAUCACUUCCGGGAACCACUGAGGCAAAUUUAUGGCUUUGAUGUAAACAAAACAGCCAUUGCUGGCCCCUUCAUUUGGGAUAAUUUCUUUCUGCACUUGGCAAAUUCGAAAGACACCACAGCGAUGAGCGAAAAGUCGAUUAAGCUGCAAUACGAGCUUCUCAGAGCGCUGCUAGUUCAGACUCUUAUCCCCGGGAUUUUUGAGUACAUCCCUGGAGCCAUUGCCUGGGCCUCAGUGAUGCCGACAAUGCACGCCUACGGAUACGGCUAUGCUCUGAUGCCUACAUCAUUCUUGAUGAACACCAUCAUACCAGCGCAUUUGGGAUUGUGCAUAUAUGGAGCACUCUUCUCACAGGACCACUUCCGGGAACCACUUUGGGAAAUCUAUGGCUUUGAUGUGAACAAGACGGCAAUUGUCGGGCCAUUGUACAAGAGCACUAUUGGUUCAGACUAUUGUUCCGGGGAUUUU
This is a messenger RNA of Mesorhabditis belari, 699 nucleotides long. The record is from the annotation of a GenBank genome assembly. NCBI's taxonomy places the organism in Eukaryota, Metazoa, Nematoda, Chromadorea, Rhabditida, Rhabditidae.